AUGUCCGCCGCGACCUGCAACUUCCAUGCCUCCAAGAGCUUGGGCCGCCUGGCUGCUCCAAGCUCCGAUUUCCCGAUUUCGGCGGGGCGAGGCUCGGGCUGCUAUGGGGCGGUCUACCGUGGUGAGCUCAAGGAUGGUUCUGACGUGGCGAUCAAGGCGAUCGAUUUGAGCAUCCUCAUGGGCAAGGGUGAGUGCCCAGAGGACGCCGGCUUCGAGGAAGAGGUGCAGCUGCUGAGUAAGUUCAGGCACCCGCAUUUGGUGACUUUGCUUGGGUGGGGCCAGCACGGCUUGCAUCGCUACCUGGUGUAUGAGUACCUCUCGGGCGGGGAUGUCUUUCAAAGGCUGCACAAGUGCCACACCGGGCAGCGGACCUUCCUUUGGCAUGAGAGGCUCUCGGUGCUGCAGCACGCAGCCAGCGGCCUUUCGCACCUCCACAACUCCACGCCCAAGGCCUUCCAUCGCGACAUCAAGUCCGCCAACAUCUUGCUGGACAGACACGGCACCGCCAAGAUGGCAGACUUCGGUCUUGCCUGCACGGGCCGCCACGGCGCGCAGAACGUCACAGUGAAGAGUGUGGGAGGGACGCCCGGCUACAAGUGCCCCAUCUACGAGCGGUCUGGGCUGUGCACCGAAGGCUCCGAGGUGUACUCAUUUGGUAUGGUGAUGCUUGAGGUCAUCACGGGCCUGUCGCCCUCCUCCACUGACCCAAAGGUACCAGGAGGACUAACAUUUCCCAUCGCAGAGCGCGUGGCGCCGAACCUUCCCGGGGCGCUGCAGCGCAUGAGAACUGGAGAUGCUGUGGCAGAUUGGCCCGUUGCUCUCCUCCACGAGCUGGCUGUGUCGGCGCUGCGGUGCGUGGGCGAGGAAAGGCAGCGGCCCAGCUUUGUGGACUUGGUGCGCUUGCUCAAGAGUCUGGUGGAGCGCCACCCUUUCACCCCCCAGGUCCCGGUGCAGGCAUGGAGGUCACAAGCACGGCCAGCGCCCUGCAAGCCGCCACCUUCCGCUGUGGCCCCGCUGAGCAGCGAGGGCUACAAUGGGCCACUCUUCGUGAUGGAGCUGCUGGACUCCUGUGGCUGCAAGACAGAGGCUUUGUCUUGGAAUUGGCGCUGGCUGCCACUGCAACCUCACGGAGGCGAGUCUUCCGUUGCGGUCGGCCGGCACUUCCACGGCUCCAUCUUCGAAGCUUGGCUACCUACGCAUCAGCGUGCCUGCAUCUCCCGGAAGGCAAUGGAGAUCUCCUGGACAAAGAGGGGGGAGGCCGUCACGCUGCUGGCAACAGGGACCAAUCCUUUGCUGGUAGACGGCAGCCUUGUGAACAAAGGCAGCAGCGCGGCGUUGGGCCUUGGCUCGGAGAUCACUUUCACCUACGAGAUGAAGGUGCUGCUGCGGCUGCGCUUCAUGGCCUAUGCUGACUCCGCCUUUACGCCGCAGUGGUCGGAGCAGUGCUGCCACCAUGUCUCCCAGCUGGUCCGCCACGUGCCGGUGCUCUCAGGAGUAUCCUCGGUGUCUGAGGCCAUCGAGAGGCUGACCAAUGGCACCUCCAAGUGCCCAGAAGGACUCUGCCAGGUCCCAGCAUUUCAGGGCGCCCACCUUCUCUUCAGGAAGGACUGUCAGGAGCUGGCCCGUGUCAAGAAAGAAUGCUUGGAGGCCUGCGAGCCAGAGGAUAUGACGCUUGAAGAGCUACAAGCCCUACCCAAGCUUCUGCGACGCCCGCUGCCACAAGGGCAGGGCAUCGCGAAGAGUGAGGAGCCUUUUCGAACACUGCGUACCAGCCGCCUGCCUAGAGCUCGCUUUGCAGCUGGGCCGUAG
This is a messenger RNA of Effrenium voratum, 1809 nucleotides long. Lineage: Eukaryota; Dinophyceae; Suessiales; Symbiodiniaceae. The record is from the annotation of a GenBank genome assembly.